Molecule: messenger RNA, 1095 nt
Organism: Lagenorhynchus albirostris (white-beaked dolphin)
Lineage: Eukaryota; Metazoa; Chordata; Mammalia; Artiodactyla; Delphinidae
Gene: ATP5F1D
Product: ATP synthase F1 subunit delta
Exons: 4
Coding region: 133-639 (168 amino acids)
Biological process (GO): proton motive force-driven ATP synthesis
Molecular function (GO): proton-transporting ATP synthase activity, rotational mechanism
Source: RefSeq, a predicted model, not a curated record
UUCGCGCCUGCGCCCUCGUCGGGAUUCUUCUCCCAGAAGUCCUCGAGCGUCGUCUUCCUCGACCUCCAGGCCGCUGGCGUCCAGCCGGAGUCCGCCCGCCCCUGCUCUGCUGUCCGCCGUCCGCCCUCCAUCAUGCUGCCCGCUGCGCUCCUCCGCCGCCCAGGCCUGGGCCGCCUCGUGCGCCAGGCCCGCGCCUACGCCGAGGCCGCCGCCGCCCCGGCCCCCGCCGCGGGCCCGGGACAGAUGUCUUUCACCUUCGCCUCACCCACGCAGGUGUUUUUCAACGGCGUCAACGUUCGACAGGUGGACGUGCCCACGCAGACCGGAGCGUUUGGCAUCUUGGCAGCCCACGUACCCACACUGCAGGUCCUGCGACCAGGGCUGGUUGUGGUCCACGCUGAGGACGGCACCAUCUCCAAAUACUUUGUGAGCAGUGGCUCGGUCACGGUGAACGCUGACUCUUCGGUGCAGUUAUUGGCUGAGGAAGUCGUCACACUGGACAUGUUGGAUCUGGGGGUGGCCAAGGCGAACCUGGAGAAGGCGCAGUCGGAGCUGUUGGGGGCCACGGACGAGGCCAUGAGGGCCGAGAUCCAAAUCCGCAUCGAGGCCAACGAGGCCUUGGUGAAGGCCCUGGAGUAGGUGGUGCAUGCCCCAUGCUGGCUCCGGCAGGGAGACUGGGCCAGAGCUGGGCAGGGGAUGGCCUGGCGUGAGGACCCAGUUCCUGUGGGUGCAGGUUGUCUGGGAGGCUGGGGGAGUGAUCCUGGGGAAGCCAUCCUCUCUAGGAAGCCACCAGGGGGCAGCGCAGUACCGGCGCCUGCCCAGAGCGCCUUUCAGGGCUCUGCCGCUCUGUGGUGAAUAAACCAGGGAAACAAGCCAGCUCUGGUAGGCCUGGGGGCUGGCGUCAAGGUCGGGCACUUGCCCUACCCGUGGGGAUUACUCUCACCCCGGAAGGCUCUUCCACUUCCUAAGAUGUCCCCAACCUGACGUGCUGGCCACCACUUCUCUGCCGCAUCUGCCACAGAGACCUCUGCUCCCAGCCACCGGCAACGGACAGCCUGCUCCCUGCCCGAACCCUCAUUAAACACCUGGAAUCCA